This is a messenger RNA of Arachis ipaensis, 1365 nucleotides long. Lineage: Eukaryota; Viridiplantae; Streptophyta; Magnoliopsida; Fabales; Fabaceae. The record is from RefSeq and is a predicted model, not a curated record.
AUGAGGUACGAUGGAACGCAGGACCCCCUGGAGCAUCUAACGGCCUUCGAGGCCAGGAUGAACUUAGAAGGAGUAGGAGAUGAGGUAAGAUGUCGCUCUUUCCCGGUCACUCUGGCGGGGCCUACAAUACAGAUCGCAAAAGCCAAGCACCCGAUCAAUCUGUUAGGGGUGACCCAAAGAGCCGGGGAGCCGACCCGGAAAUACUUGGACCGCUUCAACGACGAAUGCUUGGAAAUUGACGGUUUGACGGACUCAGUGGCGAGUUUAUGCUUGACGAAUGGGCUCCUGAAUGAGGACUUCAGGAAGCACCUUACUACAAAGCCAGUAUGGACGAUGCAGGAGAUCCAGCGCGUAGCUAAGGAAUAUAUCAACGACGAGGAAGUAAGCCGGGUCGUGGCUGUCAAUAAACGGCAGCCCGCCUACAACCAAGAUCGGCACUACGAAGGCAGAGAGAAACCAAAGGAACACGUCAGAAACGGCGACCCAACCAAAGCCUCGAAGCCAUUCCCCCGAAUAGGAAAAUUCACCAAUUACACCCCCCUCACGGCACCGAUCACAGAAGUCUACCAACAGAUAGCAGAGAAGGGGAUACUGACGAAAUCCCGACCUCUGAAGGGCAGGACGGGUGGAGACAAGAGCCUCUACUGCGAAUAUCAUAAGGGAUACGGACACAGAACCCAAGACUGCUUCGACCUAAAAGACGCCCUAGAGCAGGCAAUCAGGGACGGAAAACUUGCCGAUUUCUCCCACCUUAUAAGGGAGCCAAGGAGACGCAAUCGGGAUCAUGAAGGCGAAGACAGCUCCCGGGCAGCAAGACAACGCCGAGAACCAGAGAGGGACGACCACGGUCUUACGGUGGUGAACGUAGUAACAGCGAGAAACUCCGCCCCAAGGUCGAAAUCAGCACAGAAAAAAGACGCCAAGGUCCUCGCAGUCUCCUCCUCGUCUGCCAGAAGUUCUCGGGUACUCCCAUCCAUCUCCUUUGGCCCCGAAGACCAGUGGUUCGACGAGAUACCGGAAAGUCCCCCCAUGGUCAUCACGGCCAGGGUCGGAACCGGCCUCGUCAAGCGGAUCCUGGUGGACACGGGGGCAGACUCGAACAUCAUGUUUCGAAAUGUCUUUGAUGCUCUGGGAUUACGAGAUACCGAUCUGGCAACCCACCAGCACGGUGUCGUAGGAUUGGGAGACCACUUCAUCAAGCCGGAUGGAAUCAUCUCGCUCCCGACCUCCGUGUGGCAAGGGCAAAGGCGAAGGACUGUGAUGGCCGAUUUUGUAAUCUUACGAGAUUCCACAGCUUACAACAUUAUCUUGGGAAGGAAAACCAUCAACGACCUGGGGCUGCCAUUAGUACGAAGCUGCUCGUGA